AGCUCCUGCUCCGCAGCGUCACCGACCCCGCUGGAACACUCAGCUCCUGCUCCGCAGCGUCACCGAUCCCACUGGAACACUCAGCAGCACCACCGAUCCCGCUGGAACACUCAGCUCCCGCUCCGCAGCGCCACCGACCCCGCUGGAACACUCAGCUCCCGCUCCGCAGCGCCACCGACCCCGCUGGAACACGCAGCGACUAAAAACAAUAGAAUGAGUAAAUGUUUAAACAACUUGAAUGCAUCUGGUUUAUUAUUUUUAAACGUGUGAAUACUAUUUACAUACCUGGAUCAUCCGGUGCGUCUUGCAUGUCCGUGUCCCCCUCCGUCACUACUCAGGAGGGAUUCCCCUAUAAUACCGGCAAGUCGCUCAUCAAGGGGGUUGAGCUCCGGUGUCCUCUUUCCGUCGCCCGUGGCACAAACACUUUGUGUAAGGCUAUGCACCUUUUGGCCUCCACUUUUGUCGGACCACUUUUUCAUUUCUGAGCCAGCAGCAUUGACAGCGUCCGCCACAUGUAAUGCCCACAGUGUGUCCACUAAACCAUAUAUUUUCUUGCUUCAUCCUCCCCUACAAGAACUUCCAUUUCACACUGGGUGAAAUGCUUCUUUUUAUUGCCUUUCUGUCGAAAUUUGUUGUCAUGCAGUCAAGACGCUCGCUCACGUGCGCCAAAUUUCGAGUUGAUUGUGAUUUAUAGCCAAAUUGUGAUUUAUAACGGGAAACCGGCGUGGGACGUGCCUACGUACUGUUUUAAAUCAGAAUAUUUUUGUGUGUAAGCACUUUCUGUGUUACCUUUUAACGUGAAUCCUCCGCCCAGUUUUAUAAAUUAGGCCUCUGGUCUGUAAACUGUUUCCUCCUGGAUACAGUAAGAGUGAAAUAAAUGUUCUGAUUGGUUCAAGUCUAGGUAAUGCAUGUUCAGCAGUAUCUGUAAACGAGAGGAAGGACCAGCACUGGAGUUGUCAGUGCCUUGUUCUCGGCAGAGUUCUCCCGCACGCUCACGAACUGAGAGAUGAACCUCUGUGUGGCUAUUGUCGUUCUCACUGCGGUCGUCUGCACUUCGGCAGAAAUUCCUCAUGAGACCGUCUAUGUGCUGGGCUGUCUUGAGAAGACAAAGGUGGAGGCGGAGGCAGAGCUUCAGGUGGAUGGGGAGGAAGUGGUAUAUGCUGACUUCCAGAGUGGACAGGAAGUUUGGACAUUGCCUGAGUUCCUGGGGCCAUUCCCAAGCUCUACUGUCCGUAACUUCUACAAGAAUGCCGUUAAAGGCAGACGAUUGUGUUGGGAUGCCUUGGCUCUUUGGAUAUUAGAAGAAAAGGGUCCACCUGAGGUAAAAGAUGCCCCUGAGAGCACCAUCUACCCCAGGGAUGAGGAGGAGCUGGGGGUGGAGAACACCCUUAUCUGCUUUGCCAAUCAUUUCUACCCCCCGCCUGUCAAAGUCAACUGGACCAAGAAUGGCCUGGAGGUGACUGAGGGAGCGUCUCUCAGUCGGUACUAUCCUAAUGAAGAUGGAACGUUCCACCAGCUCUCCAGCCUGAGUUUCACUCCACAGGAGGGGGAUGUCUAUGCCUGCACUGUGGAGCACACAGCCUUGGAGGACCCCAAAACCAGGUUCUGGGAGUAUAAGGUACGUGAGGUGAGUGGGUCCAGUGCUGGUCCUGCUGUAUUCUGUGGAGUGGGCCUGACUCUGGGACUGUUGGGAGUGGCUACCGGAACAUUCCUGUACGUCAAAGGACAACAGUUCAACUGAAUUGUGACAUAUAUGAAAUUUUAAAAAUCCUCUUUUGCAGUUGUAGGUAAACAAUGGGACAGAAUUAGUGGCAUACCGCAGUUUCAUAUUUUUUGUUGAGGGGGGAAACCGUUAACUUCGUACAAUUUUACACAUUUUGCCAUGGGGCAAAGAAAAAUAUGCAGUUUUAUAACUAAUCUCAUGCUAUUUUACACAUCUUGCCAUGAGGCUGAGAGAAAAUGUUGCUGUUUUAAAGCUAAUUUCCUGCAAUUCUACACAUAUUGCCAUGGGACAGAGAGAAAUGUGCAUUUUUAAGCACAUUUCCUGCUAUUCUACACAUUUUGAGAGAAAAUGUUGAAGUUUAGCAGCUAAUUUCCUGUCAUUUUAAACAUUUUUGCCAUGGCUUAU
Molecule: messenger RNA, 2128 nt
Organism: Salvelinus namaycush (lake trout)
Lineage: Eukaryota; Metazoa; Chordata; Actinopteri; Salmoniformes; Salmonidae
Product: H-2 class II histocompatibility antigen, A-Q alpha chain-like
Exons: 4
Coding region: 1007-1741 (244 amino acids)
Biological process (GO): immune response; immunoglobulin production involved in immunoglobulin-mediated immune response; peptide antigen assembly with MHC class II protein complex
Cellular component (GO): membrane; MHC class II protein complex
Molecular function (GO): MHC class II protein complex binding
Source: RefSeq, a predicted model, not a curated record